Molecule: messenger RNA, 2665 nt
Organism: Talaromyces proteolyticus
Lineage: Eukaryota; Fungi; Ascomycota; Eurotiomycetes; Eurotiales; Trichocomaceae
Product: RINT-1 family protein
Exons: 5
Coding region: 89-2554 (821 amino acids)
Biological process (GO): retrograde vesicle-mediated transport, Golgi to endoplasmic reticulum; endoplasmic reticulum to Golgi vesicle-mediated transport; regulation of ER to Golgi vesicle-mediated transport
Cellular component (GO): Dsl1/NZR complex
Source: RefSeq, a predicted model, not a curated record
CUUCCUCCCUGGCGUCAUCGUAAUAACUAAUGCCCAAGCCGGACCUGACAGAUUUACCGUUUCUCCCCGCCGCGCAUGUCAAUCCACAAUGACGGCAUCUCUCGAUCGGCUCUCCUCUCAGGAGGCUGCGAGAGUACAGGAUUACUUGAACGACAAAAUACAAUCUUUGGCCGAUCUCGAGGGUCUCGACUCGCUGCUGUCGAAUCUCCGCGCCCAGCAUGAAUUGCAGCGCAAGCAGCUGGCGGAAGCGCAGCAGGCACUCGAAAAGGCUACCACUGCCUCGAAGAAUCAUCGUGAUGCCGUCCGAACACAGGCCGAAGCCUUCAAUCGCCAGCAGGAAGACAUCGACCAACGAUUGAAAAUAAUUACUCAAUCAGAAACGAGUGAUGAAGCAGUGCGGCUUUUUCAGCUGAGCAUGAACAAGUUGCAGCGCCUUGAUGUAGCGAAGGGUUACCUAUCUUUAUUACACGAAGCUGAGGGGUUGAGCGACCAUGUUUCCAAGAGUAUACAAUCCGCUCCCCAUCAAGCUUUGCCCUCAUACAAACGUCUACGUGCUAUAUUAUCUUCGCUGAAUGAUGCCCAAGUUGCCGCAGAGGGUGCUGCUCCUCAUCUUGUUGAUCACAUCGAAAAGCUCACCACCUCUGUGAAGAAGCAAAUACAGGAAAAUUUCAAUAACCGAUUGCAAAAGACACUUGAAAAGCUAAGAUGGCCUGGAAAAGACCUCGUACUCAAUAACGGGUUCCUUCGAGAAUGGGAAGCUAGCGUCGACCUUUUGUUGGAUUUCCAAGAGCCCGACUUGUGUGUCUCGGACCCUUCUGCGAUUGAGCAUGGAGAAGAGGCACAAGUCCUGCUUCCGUUAGAAGUUAUGGUACACCCGCUACAGCUUCGCUUCAAAUAUCACUUCAGCGGGACAAAGCCGACUAAUAGGCUAGAUAAACCUGAAUACUUUCUUUCCCACGUAUCCGACCUGAUCAGCGCUCAUGCAGGCUUCUUUGCAACAUACUUGCAGCCUAUCUUGGCCAGACGAGCCGGCUCUGCUGCUGAUGGACUGAAAUGGAACUUUUCAAGCGCAACAAACGCUUUUAUCACGGCCUUACUCCCGAUGAUCAGGCAGAAAAUAAGCGGUUUUGUUCCACAAGUGGCAACAAACCCUCAACUUCUCAGCCACUUUAUGCACGAAUUAAUGACCUUCGACACAGAUCUUCGAGAAACAUGGAACUACCUUCCCAAUUCAUAUUCUACCGAAACUUGGAAAGGACUGGCUUCUGAAGUGCUCACCCAGCAGAAUUGGUUUGAUCGAUGGCUACAGGUUGAGAAGGAGUUUGCUCUCUCUCGCUAUAAAGAUAUUAUUGAUACUCCAGAAAGUGGUCACAUCGACUACGAUGGAGUUGAAUCAAAUGCGACGAAACCCACAAACGCCGCUAUACGUGUCAAUGAUCUUCUGGAAACCAUAACUGAACGAUAUAAGCCAUUGUCGUCAUUUAGCCACAAGCUUCGCUUCUUGAUAGAAAUACAAAUUACAAUAUUUGAUCAAUUCCACGAACGUUUGCAUUCGGGCCUCGAAGCAUAUCUUGCUAUGACCUCGACUAUUGGUCGUACCGUACAGGGAGGGGACCAAGGGGGCCUUGAAGGCGUGUCGGCCCUUGAAAGACUCUGCCGUAUCUUUGGAAGUGCUGAGUACUUGGAAAAGAAAAUGCAAGACUGGAGCGACGACGUAUUUUUCCUCGACUUGUGGUAUGAACUUCAGGACCGUGUGCAAAAGAGCAAGGACGAUGGGAAGAAUGUGGUCGGGCCUAUGUCCGUUGCUGAAGUGGCCCAACGAACCUCUCAGGCAGUGGCUGAUAAUCACUUGACUCAUAGGAGCAAUAUGUCUGAAGGGGCCUUGUUUGAUGAAACCGCAUCUGCAUACCGCCGUCUCAGGAUGCGGUCAGAAAGCAUUAUCGUUUCUACAUUCUCAUCCGAGGUGCAAAACUCCCUGAAGCUCUAUUCACGUGUUUCGACAUGGUCAUCACUCUCUUCACCAUCUGCAAGCUUCCCCCAUCCACUCACCUCUGAACUAACGUCUGCCAUCCGCAUUCUAUCUUCAAACAUUUCCUUCCUUGCUCGAGCUCUAGGCACCGCGGCUUUGCGAAGAAUAACGAGACAAGUACUUCUUUCAACGCAGGGCUUUAUUUGGGAUAACGUUAUUUUACGUCAUUCAUUUUCCGCCGCCGGUGCUUCUCAGCUAGCCAGUGAUGUUCAUCAUGUAUGUGGCGUGGUCGACAGUGCUUUAAGCUCUCAAGCUGCAUCCCAGGGAGAAUCGAGACGCACUAUCAGAAAGCUUACCGAGGGUCUGACUCUCUUGAGUUUGAAAAUUAAACCACAAAAUGUCACUUCAAAGUCUGAAGAGGAGCAAACAGACAAGAAUGAAGAGUUGGGCUUGUGGGAGGUCGAAAGGCGACUGUUUGCAAACAAUGAAUCUGCCCGUCAAGUACUAAAUGAGUUGGACAUUGAAACAUUGACUGAAGCAGAGGCGAGAUCAGUAUUAGAGAAAAGAGUUGAGAUUCGCAGCUAAAUAUCCGAAGCAAUGAUCUCGGGGGGAUAUUGAUAGUACAGAGGAAUAGACGAAAUACAAAAUUGUAUGAAAGAGGCCAGGAACUUUAACUUCUUAAUGUUUUAUUUUACU